Messenger RNA from Ailuropoda melanoleuca (giant panda), 5174 nucleotides. RefSeq names its product platelet activating factor receptor (gene PTAFR). The record is from RefSeq and is a predicted model, not a curated record. Bases 1947 to 2975 code for a protein of 342 amino acids. Gene Ontology annotation, cellular component: membrane. Gene Ontology annotation, molecular function: platelet activating factor receptor activity; G protein-coupled purinergic nucleotide receptor activity. The transcript is spliced from 2 exons. Gene Ontology annotation, biological process: chemotaxis; G protein-coupled receptor signaling pathway. NCBI's taxonomy places the organism in Eukaryota, Metazoa, Chordata, Mammalia, Carnivora, Ursidae.
AGACCAAGGUCGUGCCCCUCACCUGCGCCUGAGCAAACGGGUGGUUCUGUUCUGAAGGGACUCUUGGCAUCUUCCUCAGGCUCAGAGUCUGGUGUUUAGAAAGGAUUUCUCGUGACCAAACUUGCCAGGAAAUCGAGCUCCCCACUUUGGUUGUCUGAGGGCAGGGCCAUGCUGAAGUGACCCCAGAGACCUCACUGGGAGCUGACGAUGGUGAUGAGAAGGGGCUAUCUAGAUCUCGGGGAGCUGAAUGCCAUCGGCCUGACCAGCUGCACACGGUCUGGUGGCCAAGUUAUGCUCUCGCUCUGCAGCUCAGUUUCUUGCAUUGUCGAAUGAGGAUAGUUCUGCCUCCCCAGCAGGACUGUCGGGAGAAGUACGGGGUCUGGUGCAGGGCUGGGCACUGAGGAACUCAGGAGAGGCCAGGUGUCCCUGGGGAAUGAUGAAGACAACCAGGUUAUUGGGACAAAGGGCCUGGCCUGCAACAGGUUUCCCCCAACAGGUCCCAAGUGGGAGGGACAGGGCACAGGCUAGUCUCUCCUUGUCCUUUGCGGGCAGGAGGUCCAGGCGUGGACCCGGUGAACCAGGGUCACUGUCCAGACACUUGCUCACCUGUGAAGAAUGAGGGAGCCCGCAGAGUCUCCGUAAGCCUUCAGGCAGCUCUGAUUUAGCUCUGAGUGUGCAGCUGUGUUCCAGGUACUUGGAGUGUGUGUGAGUGUGUGUGAGUGUGUGAAUGUGUGCAAGGGCUAGGGAAACAAAGGAAAGAGAUGUCCCUUCCUUUAGGUACUGACAAUGCAGCCAGAGAAAGAAGUCUGCUCUGGACAAAGGGCGACGGCCCUGGGCCUGAGCUGGGCACUCGGGAUUGGCAGGAUUUUGAUUUUAGCUCUCGUGUCUAGUGUGGGCCUUGGCAACUCAGGAGCCUCGCUUUCCUCUUUCGUCGAUUAGGGUUUACAGUUCUGACCUUUGGGUUUGUGGGGGAAGAUUAAGUAAGAGGCUGGGUGGGAAACCGCUUUGUCAGUCGUGAGAUGUUGCUCAAAAGCGAACUACGAAUCCGGACACCGUCCUCCUUACCGUCGAUGCCUUUCAGAGGAAGACUUGUCUCGUCCGUUGUUGUGUCCUGGCCCUUAGCUCGGUGUUUGGUGAGCAGUACAAUCUUAGAAUAUGAAUGGAAUAGAUGGAUGAUGAAGUAAUACGUGGUACUUAAAAGAGAAUGGACAGCAAGCCGGCGGCCCUGCAUCUGGUCCCAGUUCUGCCCCCGGUCCUGUUGUCACCAUGGGCAAAUCUUUUCUCUUCUCUGGGCCUCAGUUUCCCCACCUGUCCAAUAAAGGUUUGGACAAGGAAUUAUAGUCUAUGGGGUUCAUGACAAAAUCAGCCUCCAGGACUGAGUUCCUGCUCCUGGUUGGUAUUGGGGUGGGCGGGGGUGUGAUGAGAGGCGGGGGUCCUGUUUGUCCUUUUACAGGGAGACCUUUCUAGAGGGACCCCUCCUCCCCACACUAGGCCUGUGAACCACGCCUCGCCGAGGAGAAGGGGGUGCUCCUCUUUGUCGGGGGCAGCCCCUCCUUCCCCCACCCCCAUGAGGCUUGGCCCAGGAGCACGCCCUGACUGGUCCUGGGGGAGGGCGUCUGGGAUGGGCGUGGAGCCCAUUCCCAGAAGGGCAAAUGCUGGGUCCCCAACAGCUCCACCUCUCUGAGCAGCCCCCACUGGGCUCCUUGGCAGCAGGGUGGGUGGGGAGAGAAGCCUCUUGCUGUGUGUCUGUAUGUGCGUGUGUCUGUGGUCGUGUGGGCUAUACGGGGGCGUCGGCUCAGCUAUAGUCACGCAGAACAUGUGGAACAUGACCAACAUGCAGGACGGUCUGGUACAGCCCAGCAGUUCCCAGAAGCAGAAUCAUCCACCAAACCAGCUGAGAGGCACGGGCAGGAUUCUAUGACCAGCUGCCCCUUUCAGCCACGGCGAUGGGGGCGAACGAUUCCUCUCGUGUGGACUCUGAGUUCCGAUACACCCUCUUCCCGAUCGCUUACGGCAUCAUCUUCGUGCUGGGGGUCACCGCCAACAGCUACGUGCUGUGGGUCUUCACCUGCCUGUACCCGUCCAAGAAGCUCAACGAGAUAAAGAUCUUCAUGGUGAACCUCACGGUGGCUGACCUGCUCUUCCUGGUCACCCUGCCCCUGUGGAUCAUCUACUACCACAACCAGGGCAACUGGAUCCUGCCUGAGUUCCUGUGCAACCUGGCUGGCUGCUUCUUCUUCAUCAACACCUACUGCUCGGUGGCCUUCCUGGCUGUCAUCACUUACAACCGCUUCCAGGCCGUGACCCGGCCCAUCAAGACAGCUCAGGCCACCACCCGCAGGCGUGGUUUCUCCGUGUCCCUGGUCAUCUGGGUGGCCAUUGUGGCUGCGGCCUCCUACUUCUUCAUCCUGGACUCCACCAACGUGGUGCCCAGCAAGGCCGGCUCGGGCAACGUCACCCGCUGCUUUGAGCACUACGAGCAGCGCAGCGUGCCUGUCCUCAUUAUCCACGUCUUCCUCGUGUUCAGCUUCUUCCUGGUCUUUCUCAUCAUCUUCUUCUGCAACCUGGUCAUCAUCCGCCGGCUGCUCUCGCAGCCCGUGCAGCUGCAGCACAACGCCGAGGUCAAGCGCCGGGCUCUGUGGAUGGUCUGCACGGUCUUGGCUGUGUUCAUCAUAUGCUUCGUGCCCCACCACCUCGUGCAGCUGCCCUGGACCCUGGCCGAGCUUGGCUUCCAGAACCUUCACUCCCACCAGGCGAUCAACGAUGCCCAUCAGGUCACCCUCUGCCUUCUUAGCACCAAUUGCGUCUUGGACCCCAUCAUCUACUGUUUCCUCACCAAGAAGUUUCGCAAGCACCUCACAGAGAAGUUCUACAGCAUGCGCAGCAGCCGGAAGUGCUCCCGGGCCACCUCGGAGACCGGCACUGAGGUGGUCAUGCCGCUCAACCACCUCCCUGUCCAGUCCCUCAAAAAGUAGUGCCUGAUUCUUGGGGCCAGGCCCAGGGCCUUCUCCUUCAGGGAUGUCACAGAAGGCCCUGGGGGAUGAAGGGGUCUCUGCUGUGGUCUGGGCACCCCCUCCCUGGGCACAAGGGGCCUUUUCAGUAUGGAGGCUACCUCACCAAGGUAGGGGUGAUGGCAGGGCCAGACCGCUGGGAAAUCCAGGACUUGAAUAAUAACCUUGGCUGGUGACCUCAUCCUGAAUCCCUGCAUCUGAUAGCUCUGCAGGGAAUGUCAGGGCCAGGCGCAGACCUUGGGGGCAGACUCUGAGCCACCCUGUUCACCCUACCAAGGCAGCUGCCCCGAGCCAGUAUGGCCUGACAUUUUGGGGCAACUACUACCUUUGUCACCAUAAAGGCAGAGAAGGGGGUUUGGGGAAAGGGAUCCUCUCUUGGUUGUGUGGUGGUGUCUCUGGGGAAGACUUUUGAGCUAGGAUAGUGCCACCUUGUCUCCAUUCAGAGGCACAAGGUCUUUGUGACACUUCUUAGGAAACAUGGUUCAGUGGAACCUUUUCCCACUCAUCCAACCACCUGUCUUGAAUGGUGUCAGAGAAGGUAAGACAUGCACAGGUCAAAAGCUAGGAUGGAGAGACAACCUCCCUGAGGUUGUCUCCUGAGGCAAAUGGGUCUCUUUGCACAGGCCUUGCCUCAAGCUUCGGUCAGUGCUGGGGGAGUGGGAGAGACACGACUGCCACAUCCAUCUGUCUCUGAUGAUGACCUCAUCUGAUGAAUUACCUCCUGUGGGGCAGCUCCCCACUGUGCGUGGGCAGAGACCGCUCAAAGCCAAGUUGGGGGCAUCCAGGGCACCACGCUGCUCAGAGGUUUCCAUGAGAAAGGGCACUUAGGCAGAGAAGGACCUGUGUGUGGGUGAGGCCUCCAGAGUGGGAGGAGCCUGUCAGGUCUCAUCUACCACCUGGCUUUCUGGGGCAGGGAGGUGGGGGGUGGGGGAUGGGGAGCCCUCCUAAUUUAGCUUCCAAAAUGUGAGAGGAGCAGUUAUGGUCCCAAGGGCCAGCAGGCACUUUGAAUUUUGGGUGCAGAAGAGAGGUGUCAGCUUCUCUUAAGGAUCUCUAGAUGCCUCCUUGUGAUUUUCGGCAAAUGUAUUCAAAUGAGCUUCCUCUCGCCCCCUGAGCACCCGCGGUGUGAACCUGGCAGCCACAGACUCAGGGGCUUGGAGGAGACUUCCCUGAUUGUCAGAGCCCUGUGUUCCUUCUGAGACAUCUUCCUCCCUUCCAGCCAUAACCCCGUCAAGUGAGAUCCUUGUUUCCUGUCUAGGAGGCUGAUUUUGAUAACCACUUCCCCCUGGGCCAAUAGCCUGCUUGGGUCUGGGAUGGUGGCUAUGGGCUGAACUCAGCUAAUGGUGACGAGGUGGACAGUGCAGCAGAAUUGAGGUUUGGUGUCGCACAGACCCAGGUUCAAGUCUUGGCUCUGUUACUUCCUACCAAGGGACUGUGAGCUCAAUUUCCUACCUCACGGGGUUGCUGAGAGCGGUGAAUGCUCUUGGUCAGGGUGAUUGCUCGUGCCAGAGUCUCCCUUUUUCCGAGAACACGUUCCCCUUGAUCCUCUGAUAGGAGCUGAAUGGAGGAGAUGUGGGCAUCUGGCUCUAGUUGGGCCAGUCAGGUUCUCUCUCUCAGGAAUAAGCAGCCAGAACCAGGGCUGCUAUUUCAGGCUCUGGAGAUCACUAACCUGAAGACGUACAAGUCUGGAGCUGUGAGUGUGUGUGUGUGUGUGUGUGUGUGUGUGUGUGUCUAUGUGUAUGAGGUGGGGCUGGGGAGGGUGGGUGACCUGCUUAGAGAGAAGAUGGGAAUGUGCAGAGCAAAGCAGAGACCAGAGGGAGACCAGAAGCCUGGAGAGAGGAGGGCAGGUGUUUCCCGGGCCUGCUGCCGUCUUCCUCCGGGCCAGGCCUUCUCUAAGCCCAACAUCUGCACUCCUUCCUUUGGGUCCUGUGAGAUUCCCUCGUCAGGAUGCAUUCUCUUAUUUUGCUUAAGCCUAGUUGAGUGAGUGUCUAUGACUUGCAUCUCAUCUCUGAAUCAGGUGAAUGCUUAGAUGCUAAAGCUCGGUGUUUCUUGCCUUUCAGUCAUUUGUGUACAUCUCUCCCGUACACAAUGUUUCAAUACCCGUGUAUCAUCUGUAUGUUUACUUAAUAAAUAUUUUGCUCUAAACAGAGUCACUUUUUUAAAAAA